AUGAAGUUCUCACUUAUUGUAGCGCUCAGCGCCCCCCUUCUUGCGGUUGCUGCCCCAACGCCUUCCAGCAGCGAGUUGACCAAGAAGGCCGAAGCUGAGAGUUUCUUUAUCCAAACUGAUGUGGGCUGGUUUGACGGUGGCGACAAGAAGCGUGCCGCAACUGAUGGAAAAUCCGAGGCUCAAACUGAUCUCUCCGUUGAUGAGGUAAAACCUCCGAGUCAGAUCCUGUAA
Molecule: messenger RNA, 231 nt
Organism: Fusarium venenatum
Lineage: Eukaryota; Fungi; Ascomycota; Sordariomycetes; Hypocreales; Nectriaceae
Source: RefSeq, a predicted model, not a curated record